Messenger RNA from Galendromus occidentalis (western predatory mite), 2868 nucleotides. RefSeq names its product protein O-mannosyl-transferase TMTC1. Gene Ontology annotation, molecular function: protein binding. The coding region runs from base 1 to 2868 and encodes 955 amino acids. The record is from RefSeq and is a predicted model, not a curated record. NCBI's taxonomy places the organism in Eukaryota, Metazoa, Arthropoda, Arachnida, Mesostigmata, Phytoseiidae. The transcript is spliced from 14 exons.
AUGUGGACGGUCGACAAAGACAGAAAGGAUCUCUUGUGGACCGUGGCUGUUUCGGCCGGUGUUACGAUUCUGUGUUUUUGCUUCGGGGGAUUCAGUGCGUCAGGUGUGACCUGGAGUGCGGCGAUCGAUGGAGAUCUGGUGCACGAUGACGUUGUGGCCAUCAUAAGGAAUCCCGAUGUUGUGGGCAGUGGAACAGGCUGGUUGACAUCGAUAUGGACAAAUGAUUUUUGGGGAACUCCUAUGUCGAGUCCGGAAUCGCACAAAAGCUAUCGUCCUCUCACAGUUCUGACAUUCAGGUUGAACUACCUGUUCGGAGGACUUCGUUCGAGGAGCUACCACGUGACAAAUGUUGUCCUACAUUUCAUCUGCUGUGUACUUUUGAGCACUCUUGCGAAAUGUCUGACGACAUCUCAUAGCGGCAAAUCGAAAACCGCUGCAACGGCUCACAGCAGCGGCAAAGCUGAGCAAACGACCUCGUCGAAUGCUUGGUCCGAGAACGAUUCCUUGUUUCUGCGCCUGGCCCUCGUCACCAUUUUCGGAGUUCAUCCCAUCCACACCGAAGCUGUUACAUCGAUCGUGGGCAGGGCGGACGUACUCUGCGCGGUAUUCUACCUCGCAUCGAUUCUAUGCUUCAUCAAAUCAUGCGAUGAAGCUCAAGCCACGAUCGGCGAGUUCCCGCACGAACGGAACCAAAGGAACAACGUCAGAGCACAGACUGCGAGUGAUAGCCAGUUCUUCAACUUGGGGGCCAGAGCUCCGACGCAUUUAUGGUUGGCGAUGGCUCUCGGAGUGAUGUCAAUGCUCAGCAAGGAACAGGGAAUAACUGUGUUCGGAGUGCUGAUCGUGUACCGGCUGCGACUCCUCUGCAAACGACCUUCAGCCUUCCAUUGUUCCCCGAUGAACCAGCGCAACGUAUCAACCCGCUGCAGCCAGAUCGUCAACUGGUUCACAGCCGAUGAUCAUCUCGUGACUUCGUGCGUCACGUUAGCGGGUCUAUUCAGCUUUCGAGUGUUUCUCUUGGGGGGCUCCCUGCCGAAGUUCUCUGAGCACGACAAUCCAGCCGCACACGACCCUCAUUUGCUCACCAGGUUUUUGACGUACAGCUACUUGACUGCCUUCAACAUAAAACUCCUUCUAUACCCAGCUGUUCUGUCCUACGAUUGGCAGAUGGGUUCCGUGCCGGUCGUGCAUUCCGUGCUCGACACUCGGAACCUCGCAACUGUUGCCUUGUUGGUUUGCGCGGGACGCAUCGUACGACACGAAACCGUACUCACUCAAGGGAUCCAGUGCGGGACGGAAAACGGCCAGCCGCUAUUCUUGGUUGCCGUCGCUCUCCUCUGUCUCCCGUACAUUCCGGCUUCCAAUCUCUUUGUCACGGUCGGAUUUGUCGUCGCUGAGAGAAUUCUCUAUAUACCGAGUAUGGGUUUCUGUUUAAUGCUCGUCGAAGGAUUCCGCCGGCUUCUGCACCACAUGCAGAGAUCGGCCAACGGACGUCGAUGCAUCGAGUGGAACCGGAGACAGAAAUUUUUGGUGCUCAUCCUGAUCCUCUGGGCGGCGGUUGCCGCCUUGCGUACGGUGCGUCGCAACGUCGUGUGGACGUCCCGCGAAGCUCUGUUCGAAUCCGGAGUCCGUGAGCUGCCCACCAAUUGCAAAAUGCACUACAACUUCGCCAACAUGAUGCGAGACAUCGGACGACGCAAUAGCGCUAUCGAGCAUUAUCAGAAAGCCGUUGACUUAUGCCCCAACCAUGCGUCAGCUCACAAUAACCUCGGCACCGUUGUGGCAUCGCAGUCGGAAGCCGAAAAACACUUUCGUCUCGCGAUCAACAUAAAUCUCGAGCAUGCCGGGGCUCACUACAACUUGGCGAUGUUGUACAGGAAAAGAGGCCAACUGAAGCUCGCGAGAGCUCUUCUGGAGAGAUCCUUAGCUCUGGAUUCAUCAUUGGCAGAGGCUCUCUCGUCCCUGGCCGACCUCGAGGGUCUGCAGGGUCAAUCUCGCCUGGCGGAAAACUUGCACAGGAAAGCAAUUCAAUUAAAUGGUCAAAGUGCGCCCAUCCGGAACAACUACGGAACGUUUUUGCAAUCACAAGGUCGCCUACUCGAAGCCUCCGAACAGUACAAGCAAGCGAUUGCCCUCGAGCCGGACAACACCGUGGCGGUGGUGAACGCAGCCGAAACGAUGAAAUUCCUUCGUGCAGACCACGAAGCGGAGAAGUUGUACAAAAGGGCGCUCGCGCUGGAAUCCGACCCGGAAGUGAUGGAUCAGCUGGCGGUUCUCUACGUCAAAAGCGAAAGAUUCCAAGAGGCUCAGACAAUAUUCGAAGAGAUCCUCAGCAUCCAUCCGGGACAUCUGCCCGGCCGACUCCAUUACUCUCAAAUGCUGAUGCGGUUGGGCCAUAUGGACGCCGCGGAGGAAAUCCUCCAGGAAACCCUGAAUCGGAACGCGGGAUUCCGCGACGGUCUCCGGCAGCUGGCGUUGCUCUACAGCUUCACCAACCGAACCAUGGAGGCUUCGGAGUGGAUUCAGAAGGCCAUCCGUUUGUGUCCUGAAGGAGCUGCUGAAUGCGCUCCUCUGCAUGCCGACUACGGAGACAUUCUCAAGGACAUGAGCAACCUGAAUCGCUCGGCAGAGUGCUAUGUUGAAGCAAUCAAGCUGCAGCCGGACCUUUCGCACGCUCAUAUCAAUUUGGGAGUGAUCCGCCACCUACAGGGUGACUUCUCGUCCGCGUUCCACCACUACACCAUCGCGUACUCGCUGGAUCCUAACAAUACCCUGGUAGUGGAGAACAUGGAGAAACUACGCAAGAGAAUUCUGAAGUCGUUCCGACAACACAGCACGACGAUCGAUGCUGCUUUCGAAAUGAGCUGA